Molecule: messenger RNA, 1359 nt
Organism: Jatropha curcas
Lineage: Eukaryota; Viridiplantae; Streptophyta; Magnoliopsida; Malpighiales; Euphorbiaceae
Product: diaboline synthase
Source: RefSeq, a predicted model, not a curated record
AAUGAUUCCAACAAGAAAACCUGAGAUAUUAUCUACUGAGACAAUUAAACCAUACUGUACAAAACAAAAUCAGCAUCCAACAAUUCACAACCUUUCCUUCUUUGAUCAAAUCAGUUCUCACAUCUAUCUACCAUUUGUUUUCUUCUACACCAAACAUGUCUCUAACACCAAAUCCACUCUUCUUCUCAAAGAAUCAUUAUCCGCAGCCUUGUCGCGCUAUUACCCACUAGCAGGAAGAAUAAGAGACGAUUUCUCAGUAGACUGUAAUGAUGAAGGAGUCGAUUUUCUUGAAGCUCGAAUCGACUGCAAAUUGUCUGAAAUACUCAAGAAUCCUGAAGAUGAAACUCUAAAGAUCUUGCUUCCUGAUGAUUUACAGUAUAAAGAUCCAACCUUAUCUAGUCUCUUGAUUGUUCAGGUCACCUUGUUUGAGUGUGGAGGAAUGGCUUUAGCUAUUUGUAUAUCUCACAAGGUCAUGGAUAUUGCGAGUAUGUGUUAUUUUAUUAACAACUGGGCUGCCAUAGCUAAGAACCCAGAUGAAAAAAUGGGUCCUGAGUUCAAUUUAGGUUAUUUAUAUCUACCUAUUGACCUACCAGUGAUGGAGGUCUAUGAACCAGAGAAAGUGAAAUGUGUUUCUAAGCGAAUCGUUUUUUAUGGUUCAAAAAUAGACAAACUCAAGGCUACUGCGGCUAAAGAAGUUAAAAAUCCAACAAGAGUUGAAGUAGUCACUGCAAUUCUACAUAAAACCGCCAUAUCUGCAGCUAGAGCAAGAUCAGGCUCGUUAAAGUCUACUGUUAUGCAUAAUGCAGCAAAUCUGCGUACUAGGUUAUUUCCACCAUUGCCAGAAUCCACUGCCGGAAAUAUAAGCGGGACAUUUCCGGUCUCGACCACAGAGGAGAGUGACAUAGAAGUAGCUCUUUUGGCUAACAAGAUAAAUAAAGAAAAGAGUAAAUAUUUUAGUUCCUGUGGGAAAGAAAAUAUUAGUGCAGAAGAAUUAUGCUCAUUGGUCUUGGAGGCAUCAACAGGAUUGAGAUUAUCUCACGGUAGUAAUCAAGAUGUGUACUUGUGCAGUAGCUAUUGCAGGUUCCCUUUCUAUGGAGCAGAUUUUGGAUGGGGAAAGCCAGUGUGGGUAACUGUUGCUAACUGUGAGGUGAAGAAUGUUAUUGUUUUGAUGGAUACAAGAGGAGGAGAUGGAAUUGAAGCAUAUGUGACUUUGGAAGAACAUGAAAUGGGUUUGUUCGAGUCUAAUGAGGAGCUUCUUGCAUUUGCCACUAUCAAUCCUAGUCCUUUAGUUGAAACUAAUAUUGAGGAUGAUAUGUAGAUUCCAAUUUGAAUUGCAGAAAUAAUAUGAGUUUCUAAUAA